Molecule: messenger RNA, 699 nt
Organism: Paraglomus brasilianum
Lineage: Eukaryota; Fungi; Glomeromycota; Glomeromycetes; Paraglomerales; Paraglomeraceae
Source: the annotation of a GenBank genome assembly
AUGUCUGCCGGUCUUGACAUGUCUCUCGAUGACAUCAUCUCCAAGAAGAGACCAUCAAGAGUUUUUAGAGGUAGACCCGCUCGAGCCAGUGGUAUUGUCAAACGUUCCGGUGGACCGAUCAGGAAUUCGCGGCCACUCCAAACUGGAUCUCGACCUUAUGGGGUACCAUCCGCAACAACAUCCAACGUCGGCUCCGCACCUGAAGGAAAGAUUUUGGUAUCUAACCUUGCUUAUAAAGUCACAGAGGCAGACCUUUGGGAACUUUUCACAACUAUGAUCGGCCCCGUACGUCGAGUGAAUCUCAACUUCGAUAAAAAUGGACGAUCCAAAGGCACCGCUUCGGUUGUUUUCCAGAGAAGAGCAGACGCCGUAAGAUCUGUUGAAAAAAUGCGAAAUAUUACCCUGGAUGGACGCGAGAUAAAGAUCGAAAUAGUUGUCGUUCCGGGGACCAACAGUGGAGCCAACCCUAUUUCACAACGCAUCGGUAAUUUACAAGAGCGAAGCCGUGUUGCGCCCAUUCGUGGAGCUGUGAGCGGUGCACCUCGAGGAUUACCAACGCGUGGUGGUGGCCGCGGUCGUGGAGGUAUCCGUGGCGGUCGUGGCGGCGGUCGCAGGCCAGAUAACAGGCAAAAAAAAACGCAGCAGGAGUUAGACGCAGAAAUUGGUGAAUAUAUGCAGAUUGAUGAAGUGAGUAUUUGA